Molecule: messenger RNA, 1539 nt
Organism: Exophiala oligosperma
Lineage: Eukaryota; Fungi; Ascomycota; Eurotiomycetes; Chaetothyriales; Herpotrichiellaceae
Exons: 6
Coding region: 1-1539 (512 amino acids)
Biological process (GO): transmembrane transport
Cellular component (GO): membrane
Molecular function (GO): transmembrane transporter activity
Source: RefSeq, a predicted model, not a curated record
AUGGGGGAGAUAACUUACGAGGCCUCCAAAGCUGGAGAAGCUGGCUUGCGUACCGAGGAGGCUCUGACCAGGUCAUCGUCGUCUUCGCUGUCCGAUCAGAGGGCCGCCUUCCUAUCGACUUUCUCGGCCGAAGAAGACCGCCGGAUCAUGCGAAAAGUCGACAAGAGGUUCCUGUUGCUCAUUGGAUUGAUGUAUAUGCUCAAGAAUGUGGACUACACCAAUGCUGCGACAGUCAAGGUGCUACAGGUCGGCGAGCCUCGUAAUAUAUUGAAAGAGCUUCACAUGACGCCGGACGAGUACAAUUGGGUACAAUCAAUAUACUUUAUCAGUUAUAUCGUCUUCGAAGUCCCUAGCAACUUACUGCUGAAGAAAAUGACACCAAGGCACUGGCAGUCUCGGAUCAUUGGAACCUGGGGAGUUGUGCUCGCCACCCAUGCUGCAGUCACGAACAAGCACGGCUUGUAUACCGCUCGUUUCUUCCUCGGAAUGAUGGAGGCUGGAUUGUUUCCCGGUCUUGCAGCUCAGCUCUGUUCUUGGUAUCGUAGUGACGAGAUGGGCAAGCCGAUCAUGUGGAUGUUUGGCUUUCAGAAUUGCGCUGGAGUCGUUGGUAGCUUGAUCGCGUACGGAGUUUCGUACAUGAAUGGUCUGGGUGGGUUGAGUGGAUGGCAAUGGGUAUACCUUCUCGAAGGCCUGUUCACCAUCCUCUUCGCCGGUGUCGUCUUCCUCGUCCUUCCCGAUUACCCCAAAUCCAAGCGUUCCGCGAAAUGGUUGACUCCGCGAGAGCAAGAAUACAUCGAGAUGCGACUUACAGAAAAUGCUCCACGCACGGAGGACCCUGCUUUUAGCAAGAAAGAAGUACUUGCUUCUUUGAAGAAUCCUCGGACGUAUGCGUUCUGUCUGUCUCAGAUUCUCAUGAACCUGGGUGGAUACGGCCUGCAAUGGCAAUUGCCGACAGUCACCACCGGCCUUGGAUUUGCAGGACUCCCUCGGAACCAGUUGCUCAACAUCCCUCCGGCAGCAGCAAGCGUCUUGUCGAUCAUAUUUGCCGGCUGGUUUCUCAGUCGGGCGUACAUGACACGACCUGCAUUCAUCAUGAUCAUUUGUGCUGGGGCACUGGCAUUUUUCCUCGUCCUCGUCACCGACGUCAGCCGCACUGCGACGUACAUUGCUUGUAUCUUUGGCACCAUGUUCUAUUCAGUGUAUUUCAUACCAUUCUGGGCUUGGCGCUCUGCAACUCUGGAAGGCUCAACCGGCACGGCGUUUACACUCGCAUUCCAAUCCUGCAUCGGUCAAGUUGGUGGGGUUGUUGGACCACAGUUGUUCAGACAAAAAUAUGCACACAACGGAUACAAGGUUUCCUUUGGCAUCUGUGCAGGAGCUAUUGGUGGGAGUUGGCUUGCCAGUGCCUGGACAUGGUAUCUCACUCGGAAGAACGAGAGCGACGUUCGCCGGGUGCGAAGACUCAGGAUCAAAGCCAAAGAGGAGGGUGGCGUCUGGGCUGGCGAGGACGUGAAGCUUCGGAAUGGCCAGCAAGUGUAA